UCACAGAGUUUACUCUCCAAGUCCCCGGCACAUCCGCUCUCCCUCUCUUUCUCACAUUCCCCCGCUCGCUUUUGUCGUCUGCAAAAGCAGGAAAAACAGCUUCUUCGAGGUCCUCCUAUUGUCUCUGAAGCCAUGGACGACGACGUCCUGCAGCGCGUCUUCCAAGAAGGAGGUCGAGACUACUUCAACCAGCAGCCCUCCACCUCUUCAUCAUCCUCCAUACUCCAAUCUCUCCCCCUCCACGUCACCUUUGAUCAUGGGUAUUAUCUGUUGGUGAAAGCUGUUCAAGAACUCCGGGAAAAGAAAGAGGGCCUUGUGACAGUUGGCAUAGGUGGUCCUAGUGGUUCUGGCAAAACAAGCUUAGCAGAGAAGGUAGCAUCUGUACUCGGUUGUGUUGUUAUAUCAAUGGAGAACUAUCGUGAUGGAGUUGAUGAUGGGAAUGACUUGGGGUUAAUAGACUUUGAUACCUUAGUCCAGAACCUUGAGGAUUUGAUGAAUGGGAAGGACACAUUGAUGCCAGUGUUUGAUUUUAAAGAGAAAAAGCGUGUUGGUUCAAAGACAAUAAAGAGUUCUUCAUCCGGUGUGGUAAUUGUUGACGGUACAUAUGCUCUACAUUCAAAAUUGCGGUCUUGGCUAGAUAUUCGGGUGGCAGUGGUUGGGGGUGUUCAUUUUAGCCUUCUUUCCAAAGUACGAUAUGAUAUUGGAGACUCUUGUUCAUUGGAUUACCUAAUUGACAGUAUCUUCCCAUUGUUUAGAAAGAACAUUGAGCCAGACCUACAUCAUGCUCAGAUCAGAAUCAACAAUAGCUUCGUUUCAUCUUUUCGAGAGCCUUACUACAAACUAAAAUGCAAAAGUGAGUCUCCAAAUGGGCAUGCAGCUUACCCUUUUCAUGGAAAUGAAACACAAACGGAGAAUUUUAUCGAGAUGUACCUUAGGCCACCAUCUGCACAUGAAGAAGCAAGGAUUAAUGACUGGAUAAAGGUGCGACAGUCUGGUAUCAGAUACUAUCUGUCACUAGGCGAUCAGAGGAUUGUUGACAAGAACUACAUUAUCAGACCAAAAGCUGAGUUUGAGGUUGGACGGAUGACUCUUGGUGGGCUGCUCGCUUUGGGCUACAAUGUUGUAGUUAGUUAUAAACGCGCAUCUACAUCAAUCAGUAAUGGCCAGAUGUCAAUGUCAUUUGAAUACAUUGAUACUCUCGAUGAGACGUUUAUGGUGUUAAAGGGCACAGAUAGGAAGGUACUUGGUGUAGAAGUGUCAAGGAUGGGUAUCAAGGGACCAUGGAUCACCAAGUCAUAUUUAGAAAUGAUUCUAGAAAGCAAAGGUGUACCACGUCUUAAUACACCACCGCCUUUGUCUGCUACAUCUUCGACUGGGGGUCAAGAAAGGGUCAUUGCUGCACCAAAGCCAAUUCGUGUAACUCGAAACCUUGUAAACAGGCUUGAGGAUCUUGCUCAGCCAUGGACUCGAUCUCCUACAAAACCCGAGAUGGAUCCUGUAGUCGCAAAAUGGCAUUUCAUCUCUGGUCCAUCAGAUGACGACAAUUCUGUCAAAGAUUCUUCUGCUUUCAGGGGCAUCAUUCAGCUUGCACCUAUGCCUGAUUCAUAUGACUUAGACAGAGGUUUGCUUCUUUCUGUUCAAGCAAUUCAGGCAUUGUUGGAGAAUAAGGGCCUGCCAGUUAUAGUUGGAAUUGGAGGUCCAAGUGGAUCUGGGAAAACUAGUUUGGCUCAUAAAAUGGCGAAUAUUGUUGGUUGUGAAGUCAUUUCCCUAGAAAGUUAUUACAAAUCUGAACAAGUUAAGGAUUUCAAGUAUGACGACUUUAGCUCUUUGGAUUUAUAUUUACUCUCAAAGAAUAUUGAUGACAUAAGGAAUCACCGAAGAACAAAAGUGCCAUUCUUUGAUUUCGAGAAUUGUACUCGGAGUGGAUUCAAGGAUCUUCAAGUUUCUGAAGAUUGUGGAGUGGUAAUCUUUGAAGGGGUCUAUGCUCUGCGUCCUGAAAUCAGAAAGUCACUUGACUUGUGGAUAGCUGUUGUUGGCGGGGUACACUCGCAUCUGAUUGCUAGAGUUCAGAGGGACAAGAGCCGUGCUGGAUUUUCUAUAUAUCAGAAUGAAAUUAUGACAACAGUAUUUCCAAUGUUUCAGCAACACAUUGAGCCCCAUCUAGUUCAUGCACAUCUCAAAAUACGGAAUGAUUUCGAUCCUGUGCUCUCUCCAGAAAGUUCACUUUUUGUUUUGAAAAGUAAUAAGCAGGUGGCCUAUCAAGAUAUACUGAAAGUACUCGACCCUGGGAAAGUCUGCAGUUCUGUUCAGAAGUUUACUGAUAUAUAUUUAAGGCUUCCUGGAACACCUUGUAAUGGGCAGCUGGCAGAAAGUGAUUGCAUACGGGUUCGGAUUUGUGAAGGAAGAUUUGCCUUACUGAUACGGGAGCCUAUAAGGGAAGGAAAUUUUAUUGUACAGCCAAAAGUGGACUUUGAUAUCAGUGUUAGCACAGUUUCUGGCCUUCUUAACCUUGGGUAUCAGGCUGUAGCAUACAUUGAAGCAUCUGCAUUUAUCUACCAAGAUGGAAAGGCUACAUCUUGUAUAUUGCAUUCGAUUGUCAAACUUACCCACCAGAAAAUGGUAUUGAAGUAUAGACUAGAUGUCUAUAUACUCCCCCCAACAAAAUGGUAUGGUUAAGAGAAAGAACAGACAUCUCCUUGAAGUGGCGCGUGCCCUUAUUUUCAAGAUGAGUGUUCCCAAGACUUUUUGGUCUAAUGUUGUUCUUACUGCAUCUUAUUUGAUAAAUUGCAUGCCUUGAAGAGUCUUAGGUGGAAAAGCUCCAAUUCAUGUCCUUCAACCGGACAAGUCCAUGUUUCCUAUACUCCCAAAAGCAUUUGGAUAUGCAUUAUUGGUUCAUGUUCCUAACUUUCAUUGUUCUAAAUUGGAUGCCAAAGUCUUUAAGCGUAUGUCCCCACGUUAUUCCAGUUCAAAUAUGGGAUAUAAGCGCUAUUUGCCGGGUAUGUGUGACGAACAAUUGAUUCCCAUGGAUUUAAAUUUCUUUUAAUUCCAUUUUAAUCUUCUUACAGGGUGUCUUUCGUGCCCUACUCAAUUUGAGGGGAAGCUCCCUACUCUUGAUAACAUUCCACGUUUUAAUUUUGAGCCCUUUUUUGAUACAUCUGUCAGCGAGCCUCAUCCUUCAUCUCAGUCAUUGCCCUCACCUUCUCCUUUGCUCCCUUUACCACCAAGACAAACUGAAAUUUAGAAGGCAUGUUUAAUAGAAAGAUAUGGAAGAGGGCAUUUUCUUCUGUUACACCUCUAUCUAACGCUCGAGAUCCAGGCAGGCUCUUAUCCAUUCCUUGCGCUAUUCCCUCAAAUAAGGAUCUUCCUAUUUUCUGGCAGAAAGGGAGGCAUACAUGUACUUCUCACUUCAAAUUAGUAUUCCUACGAUACCAGAAUGCCUACAGACUAGAAGCUUCGCCAGAAGCAAGCAAGACGAGCCCGAACUUGCUUAACAAGUCUAAAGCAUAUCUUAUCUGAUACAAGAAGAUCCCUUUUUCACACUUUUCCACUUCCAAGCCAAGGAAGUGCUUCAGCUCACCGAGCUCCUUCAUCUCGAACUGAAUAGAGAGAUGUUCACGAAUUCUCUGUGUCCAAGAAGCCAUCUGUGAAGCCAAACGAGGGUAAAGAAGACGGAUGAUAGUCAAACUGGACAUGGACAGCGCAUACGACAGGCUAAAUUGGAGAUUCAUCUUUCAAAGAAUCUUUCUUUUAUAAUAGCCCUGCAUUUCAAAGUCUUAGAUUGCAGCAAUGGUAAAUGGCAGACCAGGAAGCUUUCAAAAGUCGAAGAGGAAUCCCCCUACCUAUACAUAAUGAUUGCCGCACACGAUCCGAUUCAGCGACAUUUCAAAAUCAUGUACCCAUUUGCUAAACAUCCAACAUCGGCUCAAUACAAACCGUUUCACUCGUGCUUAGCUUACUUACACUCAAAAAGAGACUUCCCUAAUUGACUUCCAAUAAGAAAUUACUAACUUUAAACUUUGCCAAACAUAACACAGCAUGAGCACGCCGUUUUUGUGUUGUCAAUAAAGGCCGGCUCUCCGCACAGUCAGGCGUACACCACGCACCCUUCAAUCCCAAACUUCUUUGAUCCAGUGACCUUGAUAGUUUUUCUUAGCUUUUUUGAAGCCAUGGGAAGAUUCCGAUUCCUUUCCGCCAUGUUAAUUUGUCACGCUCCAAACUUGGUAACCAGGCUCACAAAAUUCC
Magnolia sinica is the source of this 4242-nucleotide messenger RNA. RefSeq lists its product as uncharacterized. Gene Ontology annotation, molecular function: ATP binding; ATP hydrolysis activity; kinase activity. The transcript has 23 exons. The record is from RefSeq and is a predicted model, not a curated record. The coding region runs from base 133 to 2676 and encodes 847 amino acids. Lineage: Eukaryota; Viridiplantae; Streptophyta; Magnoliopsida; Magnoliales; Magnoliaceae. Gene Ontology annotation, cellular component: cytoplasm.